This is a messenger RNA of Aethina tumida (small hive beetle), 1093 nucleotides long. RefSeq lists its product as uncharacterized. Lineage: Eukaryota; Metazoa; Arthropoda; Insecta; Coleoptera; Nitidulidae. The coding region runs from base 67 to 858 and encodes 263 amino acids. The transcript has 4 exons. The record is from RefSeq and is a predicted model, not a curated record.
CUUAGUACGGUGAAGGUUCUGUCUAGUGUCUGAUUUAAUAAUUUGCAUUUUGCGCAAAACAUCAUCAUGUUCAGAUACGUUGCCGUAUUCGUCUGCGUUGUCUCCCUUGCCCAGGCCGGUCGUAAACAACCGGUUGCUCAAGCUUCACAUCACAUUGAGACUGUUAUUAGUGGACAUGGUGGAGAUAUAGGAGGAGAUUCUGGUAAAUACUCAUCUGGCGCUGAAUUGAGCAGUUUGGCCCACAGUUCUGCUAUUCAAGCUAAGACCGCUGUCCAAAACCAACAUACAGCUGGAAGCCAAGCUGCUUUUGGUGCCAAGAGCAGUUUAGCUCAAGCUGCGUUAGGAGCCGCAGCAACCGCCCAAGCUGCCUUGGUCGGCAAACAAGCAAUCGUCCAAGGUUUGAAGAAACAACUGCUCGAAGCCCAACACCAACUCCAAGCUGAAGUGGCCCAAUUGCACCAAACCCAACAAGCUGCCGCCGCCGCUACCGAAGCCGCCGGCCAAGGCCAGGCCAGUCUGAACGCCGUUACUGCCGCUCUUGCCGCCGCCCAAGGUGCCGCCACCCACGCCCAGGAAGCCGCUUCCGCUGCCGCUAACGUUGCCGCUUCCCAACAUCAAAUGGUUGUAGACGCCAAACAACGUGUAUCUCAGAUCACCGCCGAACUGCACUCCGCUCUGGGACAGCUGGCCGAAACUGAAGCUUCCGCCCAAAAGGCUCUGUCCGCCGCCGCUGUGGCUCAGUCAAAUGCUGCAGCUGCUGGCGCGGCCGUAGCCGUAGCUGCGGAAAGUGCUCAAACCGGACACGGUGGACACGGCGAUUACGAAGGUGAAAGCGACGGUGGUAAAGGAUACUACUAAAUUACUAUAUCUAAAAACAGGGCCAUUAAAACACAUGUAAAUAUCCAUUAAAAAAAACACAAACAGGAAAAUAAUAUAAUAUUGAUCUCCACCAAGAUCUGAAUGUGAUAAAUUAGUUAAGAAUCAUGUUUUCAUUUCAUUGUUUUGCGCAUUUCAUAUCAUCUUAGUUGCUAAGUGUUUCCAAGAAAUUAUGUAGUAUUUCUAAUUUUGUUGAAAGGUCAUUUAUUCUAAUUAA